This is a messenger RNA of Desarmillaria tabescens, 1578 nucleotides long. RefSeq names its product general substrate transporter. Lineage: Eukaryota; Fungi; Basidiomycota; Agaricomycetes; Agaricales; Physalacriaceae. Gene Ontology annotation, biological process: transmembrane transport; carbohydrate transport. The record is from RefSeq and is a predicted model, not a curated record. Gene Ontology annotation, molecular function: carbohydrate:proton symporter activity. Gene Ontology annotation, cellular component: membrane. Bases 1 to 1578 code for a protein of 525 amino acids. The transcript has 9 exons.
AUGUCGAAGGCCACCUCGGAUAAGAAGCCUUACUUUGGCUUGACUGGAAUGGCGCUCAACGCCUGGGUCAAUAUCGCAUGUAUCACGGCUAUGACACUUUUCGGAUACGACCAAGGCGUAUAUGGCGGAAUCAUAGUCACAGAGGACUUUUUGCGAACGAUGGGCUACCCCAACUCUCAACUUCAAGGCACCAUUGUCUCUCUGUACGAUAUUGGAUGUUUCGUCGGUGCUAUGAGCUCUUUUGCUUUCGGCGAAAAACUCGGGCGAAAGAAGAUGCUCAUUAUCGGUGUCGUCGUCAUGUCUAUCGGGGCCAUCAUUCAAACCGCGUCUUUUAACGUCACUAUGAUCCUUGUUUCUCGUAUCAUUACCGGUCUUGGUAAUGGCGUCAACACGGCUAACGCUCCAGUCUGGCAAAGCGAAACCACCAAGGCGUCCCUUCGAGGAAAAGUUAUAAUACUCGGGAUGAUUAUGAACAUCGCCGGCUAUGCGAUUAGCAAUUGGAUGACUUUCGGAUUAAGUUUUGUCAAAGGAAGUAUCAGCUGGAGGCUUCCUCUCGCUUUCCAACUCGUCUUCUCAAUCAUUCUACUUUGCACCAUCCCGUGGCUUCCGGAAAGUCCACGCUGGCUUCUUGCGCACGGACACGAGGAACAGGGCGCUGCUAUCCUCGCGGCGCUCGAGGGAGAGCACGUGAAGCCGACGGACAUUAUGAUCAUCGAACGGAAGACGGAGAUUCUCGAGGCCGUUCGUAUUGAAAAGGAGACAUUUCCCAACUGGUCGGACCUCUUGCGCGGGCGUACUGGUCAGAGCGGUAUGGUCAAACGAAUGAUCCUCGGCGUUGGAACACAGUUGAUGCAACAGCUCUCCGGGAUCAACGUCACGACCUAUUAUCUUCCUCUAGUGCUACAGAACUCUGUUGGUCUUUCGAACCGUCUCUCCAGACUUCUCGCUGCUUGCAACGCGAUAUCUUACCUCGUUUUUUCUUUUGCUGGUCUGUAUCUCAUUGAGCGAGCCGGUCGAAGGAAGCUUUUGAUGUUCGGCGCUGCGGGUCAAGCUGUGUGCUACAUUCUUAUUGCUGCGUUUCUGUCCCAAAACUACGGUGCCGCUGCGACUGCAUUCUUCUUCUUCUUCUAUGUCUUCUUUGGGUCUUGUUGGCAGGGUGUUCCUUGGCUCUACCCCGUAGAGAUCAACUCGCUUUGCAUGCGAACUAUGGGCGCAGCAUUGGCCACCGGAAUGAAUUGGAUAAUAAACUACGCCGUGGUACAAGCUACACCACCAGGUAUCGAUCGUCUUGGCUGGAAAUUCUACCUUAUCUGGAUGUCGUUCAACAUUGCCAUUAUUCCUGUUAUAUACUUGUUCUACCCAGAGACUUCGAAUAGACAUCUCGAAGACAUUGAUAGAUUGUACCGAGAGCACCAGGGGAUGGUGUUUGUGUUCCGAAACAAGGAAGCGACUCAGACGGAGCGGCCGGCGCACUACGCGCAGACGGAUGUGGAACGGGUGGCGCAUGUGAAGGAUGUGGCGGGCAUCGACCAUCUGGAGCACGCUGAGCUUGAGCCAGAGUCGGCAGAGAAGAAAUAG